AUGGUGGUGCGAUCUCUGUGGCGAUUUGCGAAGCAGAUCCACCCACUUACCUCGACAACUCUUCACAGAUCCGCCGCGACGUGUCUGUGGUGUUUUUGUGUGGUUUGUGUGGUGGUGGGGCUGGCGAUUGGGGUGGGUAACAGCUUUGCAUUGUGUUUGUAUGGUGGUGGUGAUGGUGGUUGUGGUGGCGAUUUUGUGGUGGUUGAUCUGGCGGUUGGGGUUGCUAGCAGCGUGGUGGUGAUAUGGUUGUUCUUCCACCUACUCACGUAUUUAAUCUCGUUCUCUCCCAUUUCCCAUGUACAAAAUCCUCUCUCAUCGCACAAUAUACCCAACCCAGAAAGACGGAAGAAAAAACCGGAAAGAAAGAAGACGAAACCAAAUCGUCACACAAACAAACUAGGAAGAAGGAAGAAAAAUCAAGUACCCGAUCGAAUCACUACUUCCAUAUCCACCCUAUUCACUGCAAAAGAUUUCAUAGCACAUAAUCGACAAAACACUACGACACCGUUUCGAGUUCCUAGACCAACCAUCAAUUCAGAUGUGGAGGAAAUAAGCUCAACCCAAGUGGAUCCCAAUUCGAGGAAUCGUCACGUGCGUUGGAGUGAUGCAAUGGACAGUUGUAUGAUAACUACACUUUUACAUCAGGAGUUGGUUGGUCACAAAAGGAAUGACAAUGGGUUUUCAUCAUUUCACGUUUCCAAAGCAAUUGAGAGCGUGCAUAACAGAUGUUGAGUCAUGGUCUCAGAUAAGAAUGCGAGGGUGCGAUUGAAGACUUUAAAAAAGAAUUUUUCGAAGUUCGCAAUUGUUGAGUAUGAGUGAUUUUGGGUUAGAUCCUGACACUGGACGUGCCACAGCUGAUGUUCUAGCUUGGGAGAGUUUUUGAAGGUACAAUAUGUCAUC
This is a messenger RNA of Olea europaea var. sylvestris, 900 nucleotides long. RefSeq lists its product as uncharacterized. Bases 1 to 732 code for a protein of 243 amino acids. The record is from RefSeq and is a predicted model, not a curated record. Lineage: Eukaryota; Viridiplantae; Streptophyta; Magnoliopsida; Lamiales; Oleaceae. The transcript is spliced from 4 exons.